AUGGCUGGGGUGAACAGGCCAAGACUUCGCGGAAUGCUGCUUUUUGUAAGUUAUUUCCUGUGCUCGGUGCUCCUGUCGAUGGUGGAAGAUUCUUUUGCACCCCACUUCUGGAAGUUGUUCCAACAUGGUGCAGCUGCACUUGGCAGCUUUUUACUGUCGUUCUGUCUCUCCUGGACUGACAGGCUUUGCCCGUCGAGUCGGAUCGAGAUGUUUUGCACGCUUACUUGCCUAACUUUCGCAUGGCUCGUUGGGCUCAUCGUUGGCUUUAUGAUGUUGGGCCACACUUUGCUACUGAUUCUCGCAGUUGGCCCCGCGAUCGGAAUGCUGGCGCGUCACGGCUUUGCCGAUGGCAUGGGCGAGGCGACAAUUGAAGUGCGGGCGACCCGUGCCCGGAGGAGAACCAUCGUCUUCGAGGGUGACGUGAGCCACGAGCCCGGCGCAGCCUGCGUGGUCUCCUGGCCUGGGAAAUACGCCACAGCCUGGGAUCACCUGGUGGCCAGCGCCCGAGGGCGGACGAGCGCGGCGGUGGUCUUCCUGCCAGAAAACACCAAGAACUUCGGGAAGCACAGCCCCAUUCCCAGGCGCGAAGGGAUCGAUGGCCAGUGCUGGUGCAUGCCUCUCUAUGGAGAGGAGAAACCUUGGGGUUGUCGAUGGUGGGCCUUGUGGAUAGAGAACGUGGAAAAAGCCGUGCAGCAUCGUGCGGAGCUUCAGGUCUACUUCUUUGAAGGAGCCCGUGACAAGGGGAAAGUGGCAAGCUUUGAGACGGCGGGCCAAGAAAACCUGCGGAGAGAGGCACUGCUUAAGAAGAUGCGUGACUUCAAGAGCUGCGACCACUUCCGACGUGCCAAAGAAGCAGGUCUCAAGAACUUGGGGCGCAAGACGCGCUACGAUUCGUCUUCUCAAUACAGCAGGGAGAAGUACCGCUUGUUCCUGCAGUGGCUUCCCGCCGUCGACCGGAAAUUUCUCGAGGACUCGGACGGCUUGGGAAAUUCGCAGAAGGCAGAGGUAGCAUGGCUUGAGAAGAAGGGCUACGAGUACACUGCUGUGGACAUCUCGCGAUUUGUGCGGCCAGUGCCUGGCAAGGUCGAGUCGGUGUCAAACCUUCCACGCAAGCUCGGCCGCCAGAUGGAUAGCGAAUGA
Messenger RNA from Symbiodinium sp. CCMP2456, 1140 nucleotides. Lineage: Eukaryota; Dinophyceae; Suessiales; Symbiodiniaceae. The record is from the annotation of a GenBank genome assembly.